UAAAAAAAAAAGGAGGGGAAACCACGAGAAACGUCGCAUCCCCGACCAUUUAUCUGGUGUGAAGAUGGCGGUCCCAGCUCAAAGCAGCCGGACCGGAUCCUUCAGCAGUCUGGGGAACAGUCCGACCGCAACACCGGGCGGCUUGAACAACAGCCACAAGCUAUGGUGCUGUCACGAGCUGGAUUUCAGGUCCGGAGUGAAGAUCGAGGAGCUCAACCGACUCAUCCAUGAAUUCAGUAAACAAGACCAGCGCGAGUAUGAUGACCAGAGGGCACUGGAAAUACACACCGCCAAGGAUUUCAUCUUCUCCAUGCUCGGCAUGGUGCAAAAGCUGGACCAAAAGUUGCCUGUUGCAAAUGAGUACCUAUUGUUGUCUGGUGGUGUGCGAGAAGGUGUGGUGGACAUGUACCUUGAUGAGCUUGGUAUCUAUAACCGUGGCUUUGACUAUGACAUGGCCUUCACCCUGUUGGUUCCUGCCCUAAAGCUACAUGACCGGAACCAGCCCGUCACACUGGACAUGCGGCAAUCAGCGCUGGGUCACUCAUGGCUCAGCUUGCGACUUUUUGAUGAAGGUACCAUCAACCGCUGGCGGGACUGCUGCACGAUGACCGACCAUCUUAAUGGCACCACCAACUACUUCUUCUCACCCACACUUGUAGCUGACUGGUUCCAAGAAGCAGUUGGAUUGGUGCUGGCAGAGUUUCAGCGCAAACCGCAAAGGGGCACCCCGAGGGUGGAACGGGUUGAGCGUCACAGCACGCUGUUGUCUAUGGUUUUAGGUGUGGGCAGCAGUCGUAUGCUUUAUGAUAUUGUUCCUGUGGUGUCUUUUAAAGGCUGGCCAGCAGUUGCCCAGAGCUGGUUGAUGGAGAACCACUUCUGGGAUGGGAAGAUCACAGAGGAGGAGGUGAUCAGUGGCUUCUAUCUGCUGCCUACCUGCUCAGCCUCCGGUUGUAGAGAAAAUGAGUGGCGUCUCUCCUUUGCCCGCAGCGAAGUCCAGUUGAAAAAAUGCAUCUCACCAGGACUCAUGCAAGCUUACCAGGCAUGCAAGGCGAUUGUCAUCAAGCUGCUGGCCCAGCCUACAGCUGUCAGUCCCUAUUACUUACGAAGCAUCAUGUUGUGGGCCUGUGACCGGCUACCUUCAAGCUAUUUGGCACAGGAAGACUAUGCUGCACACUUUCUGCUUGGUCUCAUUGACGAUUUGCUGCACUGCCUGGUCAACAAGAACUGCCCAAACUAUUUCAUCCCACAAUGUAACAUGCUAGAGCAGCUAUGUGAUGAGACAGCUAUGUUUCAGGCUCGUAAGCUUGUGCUUGUUCGCUCGGAUCCAGCUGAGCACCUGCGCUCCAUCAUUGAGCAGGCCAAGGCUGCCAAUAGGCUUACCCAGGAGAUGCAACGUCGUGGGAGUUCCUCAGGUCUGCCGUCUCCACUGGAAGAUCCCUCCUCCGCAGAUCACCAACAGCCCGAUGACCGGUUGGCCAAGAAGCUGCAGCAAUUGGUGACAGAGAAUCCAGGCAAGUCCAUCUCUGUGUUCAUCAACCCUGACGAUGUCACACGCCCUCACUUCCGUAUCGAUGACAAGUUCUUCUGAAAGGAAAGAUCUAUUUUCACUUCUCCUCUGCUCUCCUUGCAUUGAUCAUGAUUGAACCUGGGCAUGUGCAUGACACUGUCCUGAAACUGGAGCUGUGUCCCUGUGCCUGCACACAUCAGUAGUGACUGGAGAGAUACUAUGGGAGAAAUGUACUGCAAGAGAAACAAAGAUCUAUAAGACUGGCCUUACUGGAUGGAGAAUGCCAACCUGCUGUUUGGAUAGCUGAUCUCGCACUUGCAGGGGUUCUAAGCAUAGUGGAUUUGGUAUCAUGAUGACUCAGAACAGAGAAGAGCAGUGUAAGCCUAGCACAGUUUAGGCAAUGAAUUGCAGAUGAACCAUCAAAAAUUCAGUAUGUUCAUAGAUGGUAUUGUGUUCUGAAGAAAAGUCUGACGUAACAAAUAUUUGAAUCAGACAGUCUUAUUCUCAUGUUUAUCCUUGAAGAAACUAUACAUUUGUUUCUGUACAUCACCUCUUUGUGUUUGUGUUAUAUACAAAUAAUGCUUGGAGAGAACCUGGACAGAAAUGAACUUCCUUGUUAUUUAUUUAGAGGAAACAAUGGCAGGAUUUGCCAGAGGAAGCCAACCCAUAUUCCUCUCUAAGGGAUUAAAAUCAUAUUCCCUAAGUGCAAUUAAUAGAAUAUGAAUUUAUGCCCAGUUAGAGUGUGUUGUAGUUGACAAAAAUGUUCAACCAUAAGAAUGCAGAAUACACUAAAGGGAUUUUGUAACAUAUGGGGGUAUCUGACUUACAAUAAAUUUCAGUGUAGGACAUUAGUCAUCUAGGUACUGUAUCUCAAAUAAAGAUUCUAACUUGCCUGUGUUCUGCCAGUAAAUAAAGUAUAGGACAAUAGUUUUGGAAAUUGUGUUGGUUUAGAACAUAGCUUCAGUCCUUUACAUUUGUGCUAUUCCUAGUGCAGAAUAUAAAAAGCUUUCUCAUUAGCUCAAACAGGUGUAAGUAAUAAAUGAGAACUAGAUAACAAAAGAAAGAAAUGUUGAGAAAUAAAUAUAAUUUUAACAUUUUAAUAAUGGUAGAUAUUGACAACAUGUGCAGUGUUUUGCAGUGUAUUUGAUUGUUUAGAGUAAGCACAGGUAGGAGACUAUGUUAUGUAAAUCAUGCAAGUAAAGAUGUAUUUGGGGGGCCUGGGUAGCUCAGCGAGUAUUGACGCUGACUACCACCCCUGGAGUCACGAGUUCCAAUCCAGGGCAUGCUGACUGACUCCAGCCAGGUCUCCUAAGCAACCAAAUUGUCCCGGUUGCUUGGGAGGGUAGAGUCACAUGGGUUAACCUCCUUGUGGUCGCUAUAAUGUGUGGUUCUCACUCUCGGUGGGGUGCGUGGUGAGUUGUGCAUGGAUGCUGCGGAGAAUAGCGUGGGCCUCCACACACAGUACGUCUCCGCGGUAACGCGCGCAACAAGCCACGUGAUAAGAUGCGCGGAUUGACAGUCUUGGACACGGAGGCAACUGAGAUUCAUCCUCCGCCACCUGGAUUGAGGCGAGUCACUACGAAAUUGGGCAUUCCAAAUUGGGCAAAUGAGCUGAGGGAAUAGUGUAUUUAUGAUUAAAGUGUAAAUACAGUAAUAUUUAACAUGCAAUAGGAUGGAGCUCUUUAACUCCUAUGUAACCAUUGCACUGUAAAAAGGUUUUUAGGUAACCUAAAAAUGUGCUUCAU
Molecule: messenger RNA, 3252 nt
Organism: Myxocyprinus asiaticus (Chinese sucker)
Lineage: Eukaryota; Metazoa; Chordata; Actinopteri; Cypriniformes; Catostomidae
Product: nucleotidyltransferase MB21D2-like
Exons: 2
Coding region: 65-1588 (507 amino acids)
Source: RefSeq, a predicted model, not a curated record